AUGGCUCCCCUUCCGGGGAAUGAAGCUGAUCAUCUACGGGAAAAAGCGCGCAGGGACUUGCUGGAUCUUCUCGAGAGCGUCCGCGGAAAGAAGAACUUGGUCAUUAGUAAAGACCUGGCUGGCCCGGUUGGACUAUUCGUCAAGUUUUCCGUCCUCCAAGACUAUGGAGUCGAUCGUGUGUUCCUGCUAGAGAAUGGCAAUCUCGACAGUUCACAGCGCAAUGUCGUGUUUUUGGUCCAUGCCGAAAAGGUAAACCAAGUUGCUCUAGUUGCUGAACAGAUCAAGAAGCUACGUCAAAGCAGUAGCGUUGAACAUGAUAUAUCGAUAUUUUGGGUCCCUCGGCGGACUCUUGUGAGCGAUUCUAUACUAGAAGAAGCGGGUAUCACCGGCGAUGUAAAUAUCGCGGAACUGCCCGUAUACUUUCUUCCAUUAGAGCAGGAUGUUCUGUCUCUCGAGUUUGAUACUUCUUUUGGUGAUUUAUAUCUGCACAAAAACCCAGGCAGUAUAUACCUGUCAGCUAAAGGGUUGAUGAACAUCCAGCGACGUCAUGGGUAUUUCCCUCGCAUCACUGGCAAAGGAGAUAACGCUAGAAAAUUAGCCGACCUCCUUGUCCGUAUGAGAAAAGAGGUCGAAGCAGAGCAGCCAUCAAGCGCAGGCCCUGACUAUGGCAACAAACUGCCUAGUUCGUCUAUCGAACAGCUGAUCGUCAUUGACCGGGAAGUGGACUUUGGCACGCCGCUUUUAACACAGCUCACUUACGAGGGAUUGAUUGAUGAGUUCGUUGGUAUACAGAAUAAUCAAGCGGACGUAGAUACCAGCAUCGUCGGGCCUGCUACUCAGCCUCCACAACGAUCAAACACACCCGCUCCAGUCGCAAAGCCGGGAUUAAAGCGAAAGAUUCAGCUCGACUCUUCUGAUCAGUUGUUCAGCCAACUACGUGACACAAACUUCGCCAUCGUUGGCGAUAUAUUGAACAAAGUCGCGCGAAGACUGGAGUCUGAUUAUGAAACUCGACACUCGGCGCAAACCCCUGCCGAGCUUCGUGAAUUCGUCAACCGUUUGCCUGCAUAUCAGCAAGAGCAUCAAAGUUUGAAGAUUCAUACGAAUUUGGCAGAAGACAUUAUGCGCCAAACUCGGUCGGAUAUUUUCCGCAAAGUCCUCGAAGUCCAGCAAAGCAAUGCUGCCGGUACAGAUGCAAGUUAUCAACACAGCAACAUUAGCGAACUGAUUGCUCGCGAUGUGCCGUUGAAGACGAUUCUCCGUUUGCUGUGUCUUGAGUCGUGCAUGUCUGGUGGAUUGCGUGCUAAAGAUUUGGACUUUUUCAAACGAGAAAUUCUUCAAGCGUACGGCUAUCAGCACCUUCUCACAUUCCGCGCUCUCGAGAAGAUGGAGCUGCUGCAACUCCGAGGAUCAGCUACAGCAAUGCUCCUGCCAGGCGCGGUCGGUGGUGCAGUUGCCGGCACAAAAACAAACUACAACUACCUCCGCAAGAACCUUCGACUUGUCGUUGAAGAAGUCAGUGAAAAGGAUCCUAAUGACAUUUCCUACGUCUACAGCGGGUUUGCGCCCUUGUCAGUCCGACUUGUGCAGUGUAUCUUGCAAAAAUCUCACAUGAUGUCUCUCAUCAAGGGCGGUCUGGCAUCAUCUGCCGCUCCGACCGCGCAGAUCAACACAUCAAAUACUUCUUCUCCAGGCUGGAUCGGAUUCGAGGACAUCGCCAAAUCCGCCCGUGGAUCGACGUUUAGUAUUGUACAGAAAGGAGACGAGAAAGCCGUCCGCGCUAGACAGUCGUUAUCGUCCUCCGGUGGUAGCUUACAUCAAAAGACUGUUUAUAUCAUGUUCCUUGGUGGUAUCACCUUUACCGAAAUCGCAGCAUUGAGAUAUAUCGCAGCGCAAGAAGCGGCAACCCGGAAGAUUGUUAUCUGUACGACGAGCAUUCUUAGUGGUGAUCGGAUGAUGGAUGCUGCAAUUGAAGGGGGAACCUUUGGCGUAAAGGAUUCGCAAGUUGCUACUGUUUGA
Molecule: messenger RNA, 2019 nt
Organism: Talaromyces amestolkiae
Lineage: Eukaryota; Fungi; Ascomycota; Eurotiomycetes; Eurotiales; Trichocomaceae
Exons: 4
Coding region: 1-2019 (672 amino acids)
Biological process (GO): vesicle-mediated transport; intracellular protein transport
Cellular component (GO): fungal-type vacuole; CORVET complex
Source: RefSeq, a predicted model, not a curated record